Molecule: messenger RNA, 4105 nt
Organism: Sinocyclocheilus grahami
Lineage: Eukaryota; Metazoa; Chordata; Actinopteri; Cypriniformes; Cyprinidae
Product: complexin-1
Exons: 4
Coding region: 339-743 (134 amino acids)
Biological process (GO): synaptic vesicle exocytosis; neurotransmitter transport; regulation of neurotransmitter secretion
Cellular component (GO): SNARE complex; terminal bouton
Molecular function (GO): syntaxin binding
Source: RefSeq, a predicted model, not a curated record
AUCGCUCAGAACAUGGGACGCUUCAGAUGGGAGCUCUCCAUGUGAUUCAGUGAGUGCCUUUAUCAGCGGCAGCUGCAGUUCCCCUCACAGACACUCACACUGCCCCUCUGAGGACGAGAAACAAGGACGUCCUUCUUUUGCCUGGAAACCAGAGAUGUUAGGAACGAACAGUUAAAGCCUCGCUGUAUCAGUACUACUCAACUUUAAUUUCUGAGGAGUUAAUCAGCUUGUCGAGACAUUUGAAAUCGCCGUGCAGACCUGGCGACAAGGGACUACUUGAAAAGCUCAACCUGAAUGUAAUAUUUGGUUGAAGAAGGCAGGAAUAAAAAGCCAUCAUCAUGAAUUUUGUUAUGAAGCAAGCAUUGGGAGGGGCGACCAAAGACAUGGGGAAAAUGCUGGGGGGCGAGGAGGAGAAGGACCCUGAUGCCGACAGAAAGGAGGAAGAAAGACAGGAAGCCCUCAGGCAACAGGAGGAGGAGAGGAAGGCAAAAUAUGCAAAAAUGGAAUCGGAGAGGGAAUCGGUUCGACAGGGCAUCAGGGACAAGUACGGUAUAAAGAAGAAGGAAGAGAAGGAGGCAGAAGCCCAGGCAGCCAUGGAGCAGGCAUCAGAAGGCAGUCUGACCCGUCCCAAGAAAGCAAUCCCUGCUGGCUGCGGCAAUGAAGAAGAAGAGGAGGAAAGCAUUGUGGACACCGUCAUGAAGUUCCUCCCAGGCCCACUUCAAGAUAUGUUCAAUAAAAAGUAACAGUGUUCCAGACAAUUUGUGAUAAAACGGGAAUCAUUCAUGUCAUGAAAUCCACCUCCUCUUUCCCCUUCCCCUCUCUCGCAUAUGUUCUAAGAUCUCUGGACUCAAAAUUUGUGCCAUAACAUCUGUCUUUAACUGCAAAAUGUGACAUUUUCUGAUUAAAACAAUGAGGAAAAUACAAUGUGUGCACUAGAAAUGUUACAUUGCAUACAUCAGACUCUGUUUAAAGACAAAUUUAAUGCCCCCUGAGUCCGGACCUUAGAGCAAGAAUAUUCCCUGUGCUUCAUUCAUUUUGUUUGUACAUAGCAAAUGAAAAAAGCUGUAUAUGACUACAGAUAUACAUAUAUAUCGAUAUAUAUAUAUCGAUAUAUCUAUAUAUAUAUAUAUCAAACAAUGACUAUGAGUAAAAGCCAUAAAUUUAUCUUGGAGAGAUUUCUCCAAUCACAUCGUAUUUUUGAUUGUUGCUCUGUUAUAGAUAUUACUGAUGAAUCCAUGUGGUAUACUUACAGAUAUAUACUGUAUACAGAUUCAUUUAUCAUCCAAACUAGUAUACAGUUCCUGCUGCCAUCAUGAAUUGUCACAUCAUAUCUGAUUAAUAUGACUGAAAACUGUAAUAUAGAAGAGAACGUACGAUAUCACACAUGAUCUGGUUGUUUUGCUGGUUGUUUUCCUCUUAAGCAUGCAAACAAUUUUUCUUUGUUUAUCAGUACACUGUAUCCCAUUUCAUUUAGCAUUUUUAGCUGAAAGACACUGAAAUUUAAGGCAAUAACUCUGGUUUUGGAUUUUGUUGUCCGACGGACACCAGUGUUGAAUAGCUCGAUGUUCACAUCUUUAGGUAACCAAACUUUAAAGUAAGUCCCUCAUUACAUUGUCCCACACAUUCACAUCACACUCUAGUAAACUGGAUUUGAUUGAUUAAAAUGGAAUCACAUGUGUUAGCUCGCCGCCACGAGUGAAACCUUAGCGCUUAGCUUAGCGCUCAUCUGGAAUUGACUUAUAUUUGUGCUUUUUACAGUACUUAAGAAUGUGAGGGGUGACAUCGAUCACAUACAACUACAAUUGGAUCAAUAGGGCUAUAUACAGUAAAUAUAAAUAUAUAUUCUCUUCAUCUUCACUGCUGUACAGUAGAAUCUAGUUCUUAGUGUCUACAUUUAUUUACGUUAGCUCUCACAACGUGGUUGUGAGCACACAUUACGUAAACAGACAGUGACAAUGGUGCAAUAUUUGUUUCUGAAUGAAGAUGUCCUGUGUCCGUUGGUUGUAUAUGGGACUCUGAUCCCAGAUCAGCAAUAACAGACAAUCUUCAUAGUUAUGUAUUCAGCUUAUUUGCUAGAGAAUGUUUGUGUGCAAAUGCCGUGUCGUCUUCCUAGUAUCAGUCAAACAAGCUUAGUAAAUAGAUCUAAAGAAGGAAGUUGCGAGAUUUUUUAGGGUCUCUAAACGAAGCCUGGCUCUUAUUUUAUGAGCUACGAAAGGAUCUGACUUGUGUUUUUAUGCUUGCUUGUUGCUAGUUUAUGUAUGACGUUAUUUCUCGUUGCUGUAACUGCACUGAAAAGAGGGAAAACAGCGGGGCUGAAUUGCUCAAUAAUGAGAAAAUCAGAUUUGAAAGACGUGGAGUCAGAUUGUAUUAUCCAUCCUCUCUUAUUUUUACGAACAAAAAAUAAGCUACAGUACGCUGUGUAUUGAUAGAGUAUGCUUGUAUUCUCAUUAUAUUAUGUCCGCAAUUAUUGUAAAUAACAACGCGUUCAGGAAAACCUGUUAGUCGCAGAUCAUUGUGUAUGUCUAAACACAGGCAAAUUUUCAGAUUCAGAAAAAUACUAGGAAUCAGGCUGCCAUUCUGUUGUUUUGAACAUUCCGAAUAUUCCAGACAUUCCAUCCGAUCCACACUGGCUUGCGUGCAUAUAAAUAAAAACUGUUAUUCAGUGUCUCUAGGAAACAUAUAAGCCGUGGCUUUAAAAGUAAAACUCAGUUUAGUUAAUAAAAUAGUGUCGAUUUAUAGCACACGGUCACAGUGAUGUCAUAGCGUUCUGUCCUGCCAUGUAGCACAAGAACAUGGAGUUGAUUAAAUAUAUAUAUUAAUGUUUAUGAUAUGAAUGUGCUUGCUGAUUAGAACGGCGUCCUUCAACAGCUAAACAAACUAGCCAGUUGCUAAGAUGCUAAAUUUCAUAUUAGUGGUCAAUCAUCCUGAAUGUUGUCUGAUUUUACUGCCACUUGUGUUUAUGGCCUUUACUCACCAGAAGUGACGAUGUCAGCUGUAACACUUUCGGAGAGAUGAGAUUCAGCUAAAAACAUACAAUUGUUAGCGAAAUACGUGCCACCUUCCACGCAAAUGACUUAAGAUCUCACGUUUCCACCACUCAGUGUACUUUACAAUCAACAGAGGCCAUUUCUGAGCACAAAUUUUGCAGUUUUGGUGAUUUUUCUACAUGACUAUCAACUGCCCUUGAUACUGCCGCUCUCAUAGUGCGAUCUGUGUGACGUGGUGAGUUUCCAUCAGCUGCACUAAUAAAUAAAUACUGCCCGAAACCCAUAACCCAUCCUAUCAUCACCUGUUUUAUUAAACCAAAGAGUGUUCCUGUUUGUGAGAACGUCUACCAUUAGUUCUUAUUUUUAAUAUUGUUCUUUUACAUUAUUGUCUAAGGUAGUGUGAUAUGCGAUUACUGUACCAUCUCAGCUCUCUGGGCUUUGGGUUUUGUGAUUGUCCAUAACAGAUUCCUAAAACGAACAAAGAAAUUAUCACACAAUUAAAUUUAAAAUCUAAAAAACAAUCAACUACAAAAUGUUCACCCAUUCCCUCAACAUAUUUUGUAUUCAGUACUGUGCAAGAGUAAAGGAAAAAAUAUUGCAUAGUCAUCAUCUCGUUCUCUAAAUGUAAAUCAUACAUUCACUCAAAGUCAUUCCGUGUCUUACAGAUGCUAAUGAAGAUACUGCCUAAAACAGUAAUGUUAUGAAAUAUUCCAUUGUUGUUAUCUGAAUGUGAGUGUCUACUGUUCUACUGCAUCGUCCUGCUCGGUUUCCUCUAUGUUAAAAACGAUAAAUUAUCUCGGUGUGAUUUUCCGUCUGUAAUCUGUUCUUGUUCCUGUCUCUUGGUGGUUGUAUUUUGGAAGAAUUAUGUUUCUUAUGUGGUGCAUUUUUUAAGUCAUUGUAGAUUCUUCUCCCUCUCUCUUUGUUGAUGAAUUGUAUGCAUGCAUAUGAUGUGCACUGUAGGUGAGGUUGUAAAUGAUUUCUGUGUGUCCUCUGUGUUUUCUGAGCGCUCCACCUGUAGGCCUCACUGCAUGCCCGUUAUAGACAGAUUUUAGACUGUAACAUUCCUGCCAAAUGGAAUCACCAACACACAAAUAAUAAAGUGAUUUCAUAUAAUUGUU